Molecule: messenger RNA, 425 nt
Organism: Halteromyces radiatus
Lineage: Eukaryota; Fungi; Mucoromycota; Mucoromycetes; Mucorales; Cunninghamellaceae
Exons: 3
Biological process (GO): proteolysis
Molecular function (GO): aspartic-type endopeptidase activity
Source: RefSeq, a predicted model, not a curated record
CUCUUAGUGAAUAUGACCAAUGUCAAGGAUACUAUUGUUUAUGCUCCAGUAACAAUGAAUCCUGAUUUACAAGUAAGUAUUACCAAAAAUAGAUUGAUGCAUUUCAUUCAUUAUUAUUAUUGAUUAGAAUUAUUGGGCAACUGAUAUUGAUGAUAUUUCUAUUGGAAAUCAAACGAUGAAUAUGACCAAAAAAUUAUCAGCUUUGGUUGAUACUGGAUCAACAUUGAUUUAUUUACCACCUACUGUGAUUCGUCAAUUAUUUGGACGUGUAGAAGGAUUCCGUAGAGCCAAUGGAUUAUAUAUUACUCCUUGUGAUAGUAAACAAUUACAAUCUAUCACUUUCCAUAUUGGCAACAAUAAGCAUGUCUUAACUCCGAAUGAUUACUUGAUUCGUCGUGGCAAGUUAGCAUCCAUUAUUGGUAAUA